UCUUCCCUCCCAUACAACAGACAAGUGUGAAAGUGAACGCUUAAAGGGGAAGAAUAAUGCAUGUUCUAUUAUGUGUUGUUAUGAUGGUUCCAAUUGCGUUAUAUCAUUAUGUGCAGGAGCUGGUGAAACUUUUCAUUCCGAAAAAGAAAAAAUCUCUGACCGGAGAGAUUGUUCUGAUCACUGGAGCUGCCCAUGGACUUGGAAGGGAAAUGGCUUGUGCAUUUUCCAAGCACCAAUGCAAACUGGUUCUCUGGGACAUCAAUAAGCAGGGUAUUGAGGAAACGGCAGAGGAAUGCAGAAAGCUGGGUGCUGUGGUUCAUACGUACGUGGUGGAUUGCAGGAAAAGGGAGGAUAUCUACAGAACUGCAGCUAAGGUGAAAAAAGACAUUGGGGACAUCAGUAUCUUAAUUAAUAAUGCCGGAGUGAUAGCUACAGGACAUCUUCUUUCAAUCAAGGAUGAACAGAUCCAGAGCAUGUUUGAAGUUAACGCUCUUGCUCAUUACUGGACAGUGAAAGCAUUCCUGCCAGCGAUGUUGGAGAGGAACCACGGCCAUAUUGUCACAGUUGCUUCAUGUGCUGGUUUUGCGGCUGUGCCUUUCAUGGUGACUUAUGCCUCAUCCAAACAUAGUGCUAUUGGAUUUCAUAGGUCUCUGACAGAAGAACUGUAUUGGUUGCGAAAAGAUGGAAUCAAAACAUCAUGUCUGUGCCCCUUUUUUAUUAACACUGGUUUUGUGAAGGAUACACCUACACGAACUUUUCCCCUUUUGGAAACUGAGCACGUUGUCAAUAAACUGAUGGAUGGAAUACUGACAGAUCAGAAAAUGAUUGUCGUUCCACAAGGGUUUAAAUUCUUUUUCUCAAUAGAAAGACUUCUGCCAGAAAGUGUUUUACGAUUUUGUGAAAGGGCUGAAACAGAGUGGGUUAAUAAACACAGAAAUCAGUACCAAAGGAAUAAUCAAAUUAGCUGAUGACUAGCAGCAGUGUUUGCAGAAGGGAGCAUGCAGCUGACCGGAGCAAUCAGUUUACCCAUUUGGAGAUGUUUGGAAGAUCUUGACUUCUAGAACAAAGAAGCUUUGAACUAGAAGGAUUCAAAAGGAAAUCCAGGAAAUCCAAACUCGCUUUUUAUGGUUGAUGUUGUAUUUGUACAACUUAUGCUUGUCCUUAAUGCUGAUAUGCUGUGGCUGUUAACCAGUCUGAGAUUUAGUAUUUGACCAUACUUCUACCAAUUAAAUCAACUACAUUGCAAAA
This is a messenger RNA of Sphaerodactylus townsendi, 1248 nucleotides long. Its product is annotated as estradiol 17-beta-dehydrogenase 11-like. Bases 57 to 968 code for a protein of 303 amino acids. Gene Ontology annotation, molecular function: oxidoreductase activity, acting on the CH-OH group of donors, NAD or NADP as acceptor. NCBI's taxonomy places the organism in Eukaryota, Metazoa, Chordata, Lepidosauria, Squamata, Sphaerodactylidae. Gene Ontology annotation, cellular component: lipid droplet. The transcript is spliced from 7 exons. The record is from RefSeq and is a predicted model, not a curated record.